AUGACGGGGGUGCGCAGCGGGGCACGGCGGCACGGGCGGGCCCUGCGCAGAGCCCUUGGGCCGUGUCCGGCCCGGGGGUCGCCGCGCCCCGGGUGGCACCGCGCUGGCACCGUCCCCUCCCCGCCGCCACCGCCCGGCGCCGCCAGCCCGGAGCCAGCGGCGGGCGAGGGGCCAGGGGUGGCACCGCGCUGGCACCGCGCUGGCACCGUCCCCUCCCCGCCGCCACCGCCCGGCGCCGCCAGCCCGGAGCCAGCGGCGGGCGAGGGGCCAGGCCGGCCCCCCAACCCCCCCCGCCGGGCCCCAGCUGGGUUUGGGGGUCACGGUGACACCCCUGUCCCCCCAGGGGCCGAGGCCACCCGCUGUCCCCGGGGGUGGCUGUCCUUCCAGGGACACUGCUACGGCUACUUCGGGCAGCAGCUGAGCUGGAGGAGGGCUGAGGCGUGGUGCCAGGCCACCCGCGGGGGGCACCUGGCGUCGCUGCACAGCCCCGAGGAGCACCGGGCGCUCGCCGCCUUCCUCGCGCGGCGCCCGCGGCGGGGAGAGGACGACGAGGAGGGCGACAAGGACAGGGACAGGGACAGGGACAAGGAGGACGGCGUCUGGAUCGGGCUGCACCGGCGGCGCCAGGGCUGGCUCUGGGCUGACGGGUCCCCGCGCCACUACUGGGCCUGGGAGGGGGACGAUGGCCCCAGGGGACAUCCCUGCAUCGCCCUGGAGGACUCGGCAGGGUUCAUGGCCUGGGAGGGCGAGGCGUGCGGCGAGCGCAAACCCUUCGUCUGCAAAUACGAACCCUAGGGGGGCCGGGGGGGCCCGGGGGGGCCCGCGGCCCCCACUGCUGCCCCCAGCCCCUGUGCAGCCCCCCGACCCUGGGGCGUGACCCCCACCCCGCAUCCUGUCCCCAAACCCAGCCCCACCCG
Molecule: messenger RNA, 917 nt
Organism: Passer montanus (Eurasian tree sparrow)
Lineage: Eukaryota; Metazoa; Chordata; Aves; Passeriformes; Passeridae
Product: dromaiocalcin-1-like
Exons: 5
Coding region: 1-795 (264 amino acids)
Molecular function (GO): signaling receptor activity
Source: RefSeq, a predicted model, not a curated record